ACAACAAACGCUAGGAUCGGGAGUAUGAUCGAGCCGAAACGAGGGGUUGACCAUUGGGAUAGGGGGUGUUCGACCGCCCGAGUCCCUUUUUUUUUUUUUCCUCAGCCUUCCCUUUCGCAUGCAUUGAGAUUCGGGCUUGCGGUGCAGGGUGCAGAGUUGGGCACCAGAGGCCGCGGAGGGGGAGUCGGGGAGCGACACAGCUCGCGCAGGGCACACAGCACGUGGGAAGCGCGGAAGGCUAAUGCAAGGUACAAUCGGAAGGUUUGCCAGCGUGGACGUGGGUAGGGGUGGUCCAUGUGUGUGCGCAUGGGAGCGGUGGCCCAGCAAGCAAGCGGUGAGAGAGGGAGAGGAGCGAGAGAGAAGGCGGAGCGUGCUCCUCGUCAAGGCCUCACAAGCGGCGGAUCGUGAGUUCGCGAAUUGCCGCGCAGGCGCCGCCUCGCGAGAUCUUCGCCCCGAGCAGGCGUGUGCUUUUCUCGCAUUUCGCUUCGGGUUUGCGUGUGGGAGUGGGCGCAGGUCGCGGCGUGCGGAGUCAGCAGCAUCGGGAGGCCGUGUACUCUACGGCGUAGAAGUUUUGUCAAAGAGCGGUGCGGUGCGAGGCGACAAGCGAGAGGAGGAGAGGCAGUCGCGGUCGCGCGCUCAAGCUGGUUCGCGACGCCUGCAUGAUGCGAUCAUCGUCAUCAUCGUUGGGCGAGUCAGGCGGCGUCGUCUCUCGCGCGGAGGGACAUUGCGCAUAUCCGACGAUUGCAAGCAAGAUUGCCGGUUGGCCUGAGCAUCGGAGGAGCUUCAUUUCCCGCGAUGCGGGCGGACGGACAGGCGGACCAGGCGUUUGCUCAAAGGGCUUGGGGUGGAGUUAAGGUUCUUCCA
This is a messenger RNA of Aplosporella prunicola CBS 121167, 864 nucleotides long. RefSeq lists its product as uncharacterized. The record is from RefSeq and is a predicted model, not a curated record. The transcript has a single exon. Lineage: Eukaryota; Fungi; Ascomycota; Dothideomycetes; Botryosphaeriales; Aplosporellaceae. Bases 242 to 769 code for a protein of 175 amino acids.